UCCAGUGCCAGCCAUCACCUUGUACCAUUCCAAAAUGACUUGGAAUUGGUGCUACAGUGGAUUCUGUCGGUGGGUAGCGAAUAGUCACUUGUAGAGGAAACAUACGAAUUCAUAUGAAACGGUGCUUGUAAACGGGAUGACGAAGGUUGCUUUUGCAAUUGAGCAUAUAAAACUGACUUUGAUGAAACCAUACCUUGGCUCUUUAACAAGGUCAUGGCAAAUUCAUUAGUUUUUUUUUUGUUUUGAAAAGCAAUUAUCUUACCUGUGUCGUAAGAAAAACCAUCAUUAGCUUGCGUAGAGCUUUCUAUUUGGUUAGUUUGCUGACUCGGUCCAAUAUCUUGCGAUGUGUUCCGAGAUAUUUGCAAGUUAGAGCAAGCUUUCCCAGUUGUGCUACCGGGAUUACGACCGAGAUCAGAAAUUUUCAAUUUGGAGGUGUCUUCAAUUAAUUUAUUUAUUUGGCUGGUAUUACUGCUGUUCGAAUUUACUCUGGCAGUACUUUUAGUUGCACUACUAUUUUUACACGUGUUGCGUGCAAAUAACCAAUAAUUAAAAAUGUCAAUAACGUGAUGCCAUGCCGUCAGUUUUUAAUUCGCCUUAAAAAUUUCAUUCAUGACAUAAGGUGAUGCCAUGCCGUCAGUUUUUUAAUUCGCCUUAAAAAUUUUACAAGAGUGAAACUAAAACUGUGUUUUUCCAAACUAUGAGGCAUAACUCAUGCUCAUGAAUUUUAAAUUCAAUUUUUAUUGCAAAUACCAUACUUGAAAAAUAUGUUUUGCUAGCAAAUAACGCAAUUGCAAACCGAAAGUCUCCUUCUACAGCAGUACAUGUAUGCAUUGCCCUUGAACUUACUGAGCAAGAGGUACUUUAUUGACAAGUCACUUUGUCGAAAACAUGCGACAAAAAACAAUAACGAUAACAUAAAUUUGAUGCUAAAGGCAAAAUGUUUUUUAUUUAAUUAUUAUUUGCAACACUAUGGAAAGGAAGAUGACUCGCUACAGUACCUUGUAGAAAACCGCGGCGGUACACCCAAACCGGUACCCGCUUUCUUGCACGCUGUGCAAGGGAAAGCAUCCAUUGCGGCUCUGCUCGUCCUUCCGGGCCAAGACACCGGAGGGGCGCCUACGGUAGGCACUCAUAGGCAAAUACUGUGUAAAUUGCCUUGCGGUCAACCAGAGGUCAGCGAAUUGCUCCAGCGACGCACGGUGCCGGCGCUGCAACGAGAAGCACCACACAAUGCUCCACAUCGGGGAGAAUACCCGUCGCCGCCCCCAGUGGCUCAAAACCAUUCAUGGAGCGAACAAAUAAGUUCCGAUGAUGCUCUCUCCAUCGAUGCAUCAGACCCUGGAACGGAGACUAGGCCUCUCCAACCAGAACCGGAAAAGGGAGCACUACUUGAAACCGGAGCGGAAACACGGCCUUUCCGCCCAUCACAGCGAGGGGAAACGGAAACCCGGACUUUCCGCCCCCUUCUGCAACACGAACGUCGCACGCACAAACGCCGUCUGCGCCGUCGCCAAGCGCACAACCCGGCCAGACUGGAGACUAGGUCUCUCCAGCUUCACCGGGCUAGCUCCUUCAGAGCCGGGCUAACAAAUCGAGCCAGCAUAGAGGCUCAUUCCUUGCUGCCAAUGACAGCCAUUUUACCGACGGCGGUGGUAAAGAUCGAGGCAAGAGGACGCCUACAUUUAAUUAGGGCUCUCAUAGACGCAUGCGCCCCUACGUCGCUAAUUGCGCGCGACCUAGCAAGGGAAUUGCAACUAGAGCAGACGCAUAUCGGCGGUCAACGCGGCUGCCUUUUAGUACUGCGAGGCAGACAUGGGACAAAUACCCGCAUAUCGACGCAUGUAAGGGUAAUGAACGACUAUAUGCGCAUCAGCCCGACCACCACGUUGGACUGCGACAUAGCAGCCCCAUACACCCACAUCAAACUGGCGGAUCCAAAUUUCUACAAGUCGUCGCCGAUACGCUUGGUGCUCGGCGCGGAUGUAUACUCCCGCAUCAUGACCCAACAGGUCAUGCCACAAACGUUUGGGCAGCUUCUCGCUCAGGGCUCCAUUUUCGGCUGGGUGCUUUCGGGUACGGCCCGGUACUAAAUUAAGCUAUUUAAGUAUUGUUUUUUUUUUGCAUUUUUAUUUAGAAUAAGUAUUGUUUUUUGGAUUCUUAUUUUAAAAAAUAUAAUUAUAAUAACAAAUGAAUGAA
Messenger RNA from Bactrocera dorsalis (oriental fruit fly), 2196 nucleotides. RefSeq lists its product as uncharacterized. NCBI's taxonomy places the organism in Eukaryota, Metazoa, Arthropoda, Insecta, Diptera, Tephritidae. The transcript has 3 exons. Bases 822 to 2090 code for a protein of 422 amino acids. The record is from RefSeq and is a predicted model, not a curated record.